Pogonomyrmex barbatus (red harvester ant) is the source of this 1185-nucleotide messenger RNA. Its product is annotated as acyl-CoA Delta-9 desaturase-like. The record is from RefSeq and is a predicted model, not a curated record. NCBI's taxonomy places the organism in Eukaryota, Metazoa, Arthropoda, Insecta, Hymenoptera, Formicidae. Gene Ontology annotation, molecular function: iron ion binding; stearoyl-CoA 9-desaturase activity. Gene Ontology annotation, biological process: unsaturated fatty acid biosynthetic process. Gene Ontology annotation, cellular component: endoplasmic reticulum membrane.
AUUUAAAAUGUAAAUAGAGCUGGUAAAUAGAGCUAGUAGGAGAAGUAGAAAUAGCGUAUAAAUAAGAAAUAAUGCAGGUGAAUAAAUAAGUAACCUUUUUCGAGAAUUAUCAUAAAACGUUAUGUACCGUAGUCAUAUAUCCAAUAGUUAUAUCCAGUAGUCAUUGUCUAAUAUGACAGCAACCAUAUUAGAAACUUCUGAUAUAAAAUCUAAAGAAUCUAUAAACGAUAAAGUACCAGCAAAAGAAUUAUACAAUAGUAAUUACAAAUGGAAAAUUGUUUGGAAGAAUGUCGUUAUAUUCGCCUAUGUUCAUCUUGCCGCCAUUUAUGGUCUAUAUUUGUGUUUCUUCAAGGCUAAAUAUUGGACAAUUAUAUGGUUUUUAGGUAUUGUUGUCGCUUCAAGUUUAGGUACCACCUAAACUUGAAGCGACAACCUGCCGGUGCUCAUAGAUUAUGGUCCCAUCGAUCUUACAAGGCAAAAUGGCCCAUGAAAUUUAUCCUUAUGAUUUUCCAAUCUGCUUCUUUUCAAGAUGAUAUUUACACAUGGGUCAGAGAUCACCGUGUUCAUCACAAAUUUACCGAUACAGAUGCAGAUCCAUAUAACGCACGCAGAGGAUUCUUCUUCUCGCAUAUCGGUUGGCUUCUGACUCGUAAACAUCCUGAUGUUGCGAGCAAAGGUGCCACGGUUGAUUGCAGCGAUCUCGAGCAGGAUCCAUUCGUGAUUUUCCAAAAAAAAUGGUAUUUAUACUUAAUGCCACUCUGCACCUUUAUUAUACCAACAUUAGUACCUUGGUGGGCAUGGGGCGAAAGUUUCUGGUAUUCAUGGCACGUUGCGGUCUGCAGAUAUUGUACAAAUCUAAACAUUACCUGGUCUGUCAAUUCCGCGGCUCAUAUGUGGGGUGUAAAACCAUACGAUAAAUCAAUCACCUCCGUCAACAAUGCUGCAGUCUCAUUUUUAGCUCUUGGCGAAGGUUGGCAUAAUUAUCAUCAUGUAUUUCCUUGGGAUUAUAAAGCAGCAGAACUUGGAAAUUAUGGACUCAACUUUACCACAGCUUUCAUCGACUUCUUCGCUUAUUUAGGUUUGGCUUACGACUUGAAAACUGUACCUACAAAUGUGAUAAAGAAACGUGCUUUACGAAGCGGAGAAACAUAUUAAAAAUAAAUCUAACGAUUAAGUAGAGCAAAA